UCCAAUUUUGCUAGUUACAAAGGUGACCCAAAAAUUUUUCAAUUUUUAGGGUUUUCUCCUCUUUCGGUCAUUCCCGUUACCCCGAAUCUUUCAAGAUCCAAUCUUUCUUCCUUCGAACAAAAAAUCCAUCUCCAAAAAUGCCACCCACAACCACAACUUACGGCACCAUCACCGCCAGCGGAACCUGCACUUCUUCACGUGCCAAACACAUGCGCCGCCCAUGGCCGGAACUUGUCUCCCUCUCCUCCUUCUCCCUCCCCAUCUCCUAUGGCGAUGCCAAAGCCCGAAUAAAGCUGAACCUCUCUUACUUCCGCGUAAACUACGUAAUCUUAAUGCUAACAAUCGUCUUCUUAACUCUUCUUUGGCACCCAACUUCAAUGAUAGUAUUUUUGAUUACUUUCAUUUUCUGGUGGUUUUUUUACCUCUUUAAUGACAACCCAGUUGUUGUUUUCAACAAAACGGUGGAUGAUAAUGUUGUCUUGGGGGUUUUGAGUUUUGUUACUGUGGUGUCAUUGGUUUUGACUCAUGUGGGUGUUAAUGUUUUAGUGGGUUUGAUUAUUGGGGUAGUUGUUGUUGGUGUUCAUUCUGCCUUUAGAAGAACUGAAGAUUUGGGUUUUGGUGGGGUAGAAGAAGAGGAAAAUGGGUUGCUUUCUGUUGUUGGAAGUCAGCCUUUGAGGCCUACUUCUGGAUAUAAUAGGAUUUGAUUUGUUUUUGGAACUUUUUCGGCGUUGAAUUGUUAGGGAAGUUGUGUUUUGGUGGUUGAUUUUGAAGUGAGGUUUUGAUGGUUUGAGUUUGUGGAAAUUGGAUUGGAGGAAUUGGUUGCUAAAUGAUCCUUUUAUUUUAGUGUUUAGGAUUUUGGUUGAGGACUGCUUGUGGUUAUGAUAUUAUUGGUUUAAGCUUUGAGGAGGAUGGUAUUUGAGGCGUUGCUUGUUUCCUUCAUGAAUUCAUCCCUGUGAUUGUUGGAGUGUCUUUAGUUUGAAAUUGUUGUGAAAUUUGGUGGUUUUUGGGGCUUUGAUUUGAACUGGUGUUUUGGGGAAUCGUCUGAUUUUUUUGGUCCUGGUGUUUUUGGUUCAAUAUUGUGGAGGUAGGAUUGGUGGCCUUGGUGUGAUCCUUUUAGUGGUUGGUAUUUGAGGCGUUACUUGUUUGAGUUAUUUCAUUCACGAAAUGAUCCCCUUGAUCAUUUUUCAUUUGGGGUUGUCACUUUUAUUAGGAGAAGAAAGUUGCAUUUUUGGGACUUGGAUUAGAAGUGGGUAUCACAGGUUGUUUUGUAUUUCCUCCUCAUUGGUUGAAGCCCAAAGGUGGCAAGAUCUUGUGGCAUAAUAUUGUAUUUCAUGUACUGUGGAAAUAGAGGAGAAUGUUGUGGCUCCUCAGUUGAUAGGGAGGUUGGAUUUUGUUCUUUGGCCACUUAACAUGAUUAGUAAGUUAAAUUUUGUGGCUUUGGAUAUGGAUAGUGACGCUAUGUUGCAAAGCAACAAGUAUUACACAGGCAUUUUCUUAUCUGCAGUGUUGGUAUGGGAGGUGGGAGGUAAUUAGUUUGUUGCCCUGUUAUACUGAUCCAGGAAGUAACUUUGUUUUAGUCAUUCAACUGUAAUCACUAAUGUGUUGAUUUCUGCUGUAGCACAAUCUCAAUGAAUCUAAUGAUCAAUCAACUUUAUAGUUCUUUCCCUGCGAACUUUGUGUCUUAAAGCAUUUCUUAUAACGGUUGUUUGAUAACCUUGAUUGUGGCUGUUUACAAUUUGCAUUAAGCAUGAUGUAACAGAUAGAGGUUGCUAAACGCUUUAAUCCAAGCAUUAACCUCAAAUUUUGCAGUAGUCAUGAUUUUAUUUUGUGAUUCAGCACUAUGUUAUGAUUUGGUUUUCUAGUGUCACUGUCUCUUUGCACUAACAUCUGACAGGUAGAGUUUAGUUUCUUCAUGGGGUACUAGAUUUGCUGCUGUGGCAGCUAGAUGUUAUCUCUGAUUUUACCAAUUACUGGUUUAGAAAGUCGCUUGUAUCUCUUCGAGCAGCCAGUUUAUCAUUUGACUAUUGGCAUUGUCAUAUUCCGGGUUUGCCUUUGGUAUCCUACUACCUGAUUAAUGAUUGCAUGUGUUACCUGAAUCCUACUUCAAGGCAAGAAACCAUCAUUGUAGCUAGUAGUGUUUGCUUAUGUGAAAGUCAGUUUUCUUUUCUGCUAUUGCAUUACACAUUAUAGCUAUGGUUGCAUGCUCCAAUGGAUUUCUUUAUGAAUUGGAAGCUUCAAGGACUUAUAUUUAUGUUAUCCUAAAUACCCCAACACUUACCAGCAUAUUUCCAGUUGCAAGGCAAGUCUUAUUUAGUUCUUUACCAAAAUAUGGUGUAGCUAUAAGGGCAGUUGGCUUUGCCAUCGCUUUUGACAGAAUAUUAUGGCCAAUAAACGUUGCAAAGCGCAGUGCAGAACAUUCUCUAAUUUUAUUAUUUCAGUUUUCAAAUGGCCAUCAGCUGAGCUCCUCUGUUUCGGAAUUACAUUAAACUACUCCAAUCGUAAUUAUAUUGACUAUUUGUGUCAAGUUAUUUUAUAGGAAAGUUUAGGGUGAGAGAAGUUUUCCAUUAUAAGAUCAAGGCAGAUGGAAUGUUUUAAAUAAGACUGAUAUGAAAUUUACAGAUUGUUUAUCACUAGAGAUUACAGACAAGGAGACUCAAAUUUAAACCCUAAGAAGGAAGGUUUAUUGCAGGCAGCAAAACUGGAACUUAAAUUUUAUAAAUGAAAUAUUCAAAUCUUACCACAAACUUUAUAAAAUCUAACAAAAUCUUACCAACCUAAUCAACCUUUCAAAUAAAAUAAUCGAAUCUUACUAGCAUCAAU
Molecule: messenger RNA, 2820 nt
Organism: Durio zibethinus
Lineage: Eukaryota; Viridiplantae; Streptophyta; Magnoliopsida; Malvales; Malvaceae
Source: RefSeq, a predicted model, not a curated record